This is a messenger RNA of Penicillium mononematosum, 1047 nucleotides long. RefSeq lists its product as uncharacterized. The transcript has a single exon. The record is from RefSeq and is a predicted model, not a curated record. Lineage: Eukaryota; Fungi; Ascomycota; Eurotiomycetes; Eurotiales; Aspergillaceae. The coding region runs from base 1 to 1047 and encodes 348 amino acids.
AUGGAAACGACCAACUAUCUCUCGCUUCCCGCUAUUGCCGAGUUUAUCAACGCCUACGAGGAUAAGCCAACCGCCGAGAAUGUCAAGAUCAUGGUGAGCGGUAUCCUUACUUACGCCUUCGAUUCGAACGAUGGCUGGGUCCUCAAAUGGCAAGAGGAUGAGGAGAACAACCAGUCAAACUGCUUCAUCGUGAGGGUUGCUGGCGAAGACAGAAGCCUGCACACCAUUGUGAAGGUUAUUCACGACAAAUCCGCUCCAAUCCAGGACGACUGGGAUCAAUCCGUUCCCCGCUUGCUCAGUGCUCCACUUCCAAAUGAACGAUGCUGGGCCAUCCUCAUCCGCGGCCUGAAAGUUCGCCUUUACGAGUACCACCGCGACCAGGAUGCCGAGCACCGUCUCGUUCCUUGCGACUUCAAGGUCAAAGACAAGACGAAGCAAACCGUCCACAUUCGCAAAAAUGCCGACGCAGUCAACAACAUUCUCACCGGCAUCCCUAAUCAGGUCCCCCAGCCACUUGAUGAGUACGAACAUGGCAGCAUGACUCCGAAUGACUCUACCACCGACGACACAGACGAGUCGAAGUUUUCCCUUCCCCCCACUCUCGAGAACACCCCUGCCUCUGGCGCGUGUGUCGAGUCAUCCUCUGAGGAUCCUCCCACUGAGGCCAGCGAGGAAAAGACUCCUACCCAAUCCGAGCCUGUCAGUGAGCCUGAGGCCGCUGCUCAGACCAAGGCAGCAACCCAGGUCGAUACCACUACUUCUCAGACCAAGCGUACUCCUGAGGUCAAUGGAACCCCGGCCAAGACCACUCCUCAGGCUGCGAUUACUCCUCAAGCCAAGGCUGCUCUCCUAGCCAAGGCUGCUGCUGGGCUUAAGAGUGGCACUCCAACCAACGUUUCUUCUCAGGUUAAGCCUGCUGCUGGAGUCAAGAGUGGUACUCAAAACAAGGCUUCUCUUCUAGCCAAGGGCGUUUCUGGAAUGAAGCCCACUCCCAAGCCAAAGCCUGCGACUGGUGUUGAGGGUCUGGGACAGACAGCCACAGAGUAG